UUACCAUAAUUUGACACAUUUUUGAUGAUUUGAUAGCAUAGUUCUUGAAACAUAGAUUAUGAUAUUUUAAAAACUAAGCAACGCACGCUUGACAUUGGAAUACAUUUCUCCUAUUUCUAUACAACAAAAUGGAAACGUGGAAAACAGUUUAUGGGGCCUCCAUCUAUUACGUCAUCACGUUAUUGUUCACUCUGACGAUUGCUGAUAUCACUCAGGAUACAAAUCAAAAAGGAGUUGUAAAUGUUGCUUCAUCAUAUAUGUUCAGGCCAAAUUUAAGAACAGCCGAAGGUGUUAACCAAUUGAGGACGCUUCGUGAUUACCGCCGGACAAUGCGAGCUAAUCUGGAGAAAUCCUUGAUCGAGCAGAUAACGUUUGACGAAAAAGGAGAUAUUCUGCCUGGACAGAAAAUUUGUCUUCCGCUAAUGAGUCAACGUUCAGUAGAUGAAAUUAAAAUUGAUGGAUUACCACACGGUACAAAAACUCAUCCGUCUCUCAAUCCUAAUUUAUUUGUUGUACGAACUGUCAGAAAUAUAAUAAAGGGUGAUUUUGAAAAACAAGUGGGAAAGAUGGUCAACGAGAAAACAACUGUUCCCCAACAUUCAAGCCAUUGGAGAGUCGACUACAGACAUGAAACGAACCAAUCUGUAGAUUUGGGAUACGAUUUCGAUUUGAACGACGAAAGUUUUACAAUCGUUGCACUCAUUCGACUCCGACCGAAGUCAGGAGAACCAAUUCGUGGAGCAAGAAUCUUAUCGAAAAGAAGCAGUGAUAACAGAGGGUGGGAGUUCGUCGUACCAAGCUACUAUGGACAGACUAUAUCUUUUUAUGCCAACAUUGUUCCGGGACAUAUUGACUAUGGAAAAUCAUCACUACCUGAAAACACUUGGACAGCAGUGGGAAUUAUUUUCGAUCGUCAUACUUACGCUGACAACGUUGCUCUCAUCACACCAUUCAUUGAUGGAUUCCCAGAUGGCCAAGGAACUUAUCUGGAAGUGUUGGGAAACUUGAGUAGUGUCGCUCCUCUUACUGUUGGACAUUGGAAGGACGAAACGGGAGCAUAUAGUCGCGGAAGACGCGACUAUAGAUUGCCUGGAUCCCCAAGAUUUAAUCCGCAUUUUCAAGGAGACAUCAGAGAUAUUUUUAUAUGGAAGAAAGCUCUCACAAAACAACAAAUGAGAAUAAAAGCAAGGCAUUUGUUGAGAGAAAUGGGACGGCGUCCAUCUCCAUGUCCGAAUGGAUAUCAAGAAUUAGAUUGUAUGUGUUACCAAGUUUACAAUGAACUGAAAACCUUUUCUGCGGCCGAAGCAAGAUGUACUCUAGGAGGUGGAACAUUAGCAAUGCCCAAAACUGGAAGAAUUCAAGAUUUUCUUGAAAUUCUUAUGCAGCAGUCUGAGAGAGUGUCUUUUUGGAUUGGUCUUGACGACAGAGGUGUCGAAAGAGAAAAAUUCUGGGCGGAUGGCACUCGUUGCCUUUAUAACCGUCGAAGGAAUGAAACUGACUAUAACAAGUUCCCAAACAGUCAGCCUGAUAAACAAUAUCAUACGGAGGAUUGUGUGGAGGAAGUCAAAAGAAAACACGAUUUUUGGUGGAAUGAUGAAAACUGCAUUAAAUUAAACGCAUUCAUAUGUGAAGUACAGAGUUCGAAACAGUCGUGUUCUGUAGGUACGCCAGACGCGCAGACACCUACGAACGCAACGAAUAUGGCGAAAUAAUAACUAAUACAUAAAACACCGAGAAACUCAACUAAUUCUGAAAAUGCAAUAACCUAAUUACCUAACUUCGGCAGUAUUUGCUGUAUCUUUUUGUGAAUAGCUUAAUUUUGUGCUAUGCUGUGUUGUGUAUGCACCCAAUAUAAAAAUGCCACGGCGUAGGCUACUUAAUUUAAGCCAUUUUUUUACCUUCGUAAUAUUUAUUUCUUUACUUUUAACCUUUUACUUUUCGUUGUGUUUUGCGUAAAUUGCAAACAUUUUAUUUUUUAUUCAUAUCAUACCACGCAAAUUGCAAUUUUCGAGUUCUUUUUUACUGCUGCAAGUGGAAAAUGAAAAAUUAAAAUAUAAACAGCCAAAGUUAAAA
Molecule: messenger RNA, 2073 nt
Organism: Styela clava
Lineage: Eukaryota; Metazoa; Chordata; Ascidiacea; Stolidobranchia; Styelidae
Source: RefSeq, a predicted model, not a curated record